AUGGAGGAGCCCGCUGUGCGCGAGGCCGCCGAGGAGGAGGAGGAGGAGGAGGAAGAGGGCAGCGAGGAGGAGGAGGAAGAGGGCAGCGAGGCCGGGCCCGAGGGCGCCCUGGGCAAGAGUCCCUCGCAGCUGACCGCCGAGGACGUCUAUGACAUCUCCUACGUGAUGGGCCGCGAGCUGGUGGCCCUGGGCAGCGACCCCCGCGUGACACAGCUGCAGUUCAAGAUCGUCCGCGUCCUGGAGAUGCUGGAGGCGCUGGUGAGCGAGGGCAGCCUGGAGGCGGAGGAGCUGCGCAUGGAGAGGGACAGCCUUCGCCAGGAGGUGCAGGCGCUGCGCGCCGGGGGCCCGCUGGCCGGCGCCGAGGUGAACCUGGGCCCGGACAAGAUGGUGGUGGACCUGACGGACCCCAACCGGCCGCGCUUCACGCUGCAGGAGCUGAGGGACGUGCUUCAGGAACGCAACAAGCUCAAGGCCCAGCUGCUGGUGGUGCAGGAGGAGCUGCAGUGCUACAAGAGUGGUCUGAUUCCACCAAGAGAAGGUCCCACAGGAGGGAGAGACAGUGCGAGUGACAGCAAGGAGGAGAAGACGCUUAUCCGGAAGCUGUUCUUCUUCCGGUCAGGGAAGUAG
Elephantulus edwardii (Cape elephant shrew) is the source of this 627-nucleotide messenger RNA. It is a transcript of the gene RILPL2, whose product is annotated as Rab interacting lysosomal protein-like 2. Lineage: Eukaryota; Metazoa; Chordata; Mammalia; Macroscelidea; Macroscelididae. The transcript is spliced from 5 exons. The record is from RefSeq and is a predicted model, not a curated record. Gene Ontology annotation, molecular function: protein dimerization activity. Gene Ontology annotation, biological process: cilium assembly. The coding region runs from base 1 to 627 and encodes 208 amino acids. Gene Ontology annotation, cellular component: ciliary basal body; cytoplasm.